UUGCAAAAUAGUAUACAAAGUCAGUACGGCAUAUAUAAUGCAUUGGUUUGUCAUACACAUUUUCGUAAUUAGUUUUGCACUGUGUCAGGCAGAAAAACCUAAUAUUUUAUUCAUCCUUGCUGAUGACUAUGGCUACAAUGACAUCGGGUACCACGGCGCCAACAUCAGAACCCCUAACCUGAACCAUCUUGCUGACGGAGGUGUCAUACUGGAGAACUACUAUGUACAGCCCUUGUCAACACCGACACGGAGCCAACUCAUGUCGGGCCGUUAUCAGAUACAUACAGGAUUACAACACGCUGACAUCACCAACGCCCAGGCGAAUGGUCUACCCCUCAACAGUCCCACACUCGCCGACAAACUGAAAGAGGCUGGGUACUCCACGCAUGCUGUGGGAAAAUGGCACCUUGGCUUCUACAAGGAGAAGUUCCUACCCAUGAACAGGGGAUUCGAUACCCACUAUGGAUUUCUGACAGGAAACGAGGAUCAUUAUAGUCAUAAAGCAUGUACCUUACUGACGAAGGGACAACCGGAUGUUUGUGGCACUGAUUUCCGGGAUGGGCUUGACCCCUCAAAUCACACCGGCACCUACUCGACCGAGCUAUAUAGAGACCGGGUACUGGAUAUCGUCAGCAAACAUAACACGUCUAAGCCUCUGUUCGUGUACCUCGCACUGCAAGCCGUUCACACACCACUCCAGGUCCCAAAACAGUACCUUACAGGAUUAUCCUACCUCUGGGGGCCACGCAAAAUGUACGGAGGAAUGGUAGUUGCUAUGGACCAAGCUAUUGGGAAGAUUGUGUCAGCUUUCCAGGAUAAGGGAGUAUGGAACAACACACUGUUGGUAUUUUCUACGGAUAACGGUGGUCUAGUAAAGCAUGGAGGAGGUAGUAACUGGCCACUGAGAGGUUUCAAGGGCUCGCUUUGGGAGGGUGGAAUCAGAGGGGUGGCGUUCGUCCAUGGCAGCAUACUUGGGCGGAGUCAGGUUGUUUCCAAAGAGCUAAUGCACGUAUCCGAUUGGUACCCAACGUUGGUGGGCGUGGCAGGUGGUUCACUAAAUGGUACACAGCCAUUGGAUGGCAUUGACCAGUGGAAAACAUUAAGCAAUGGAAAUAUCAGCCCCAGAGAUAUUCUUCUGCACAACAUCGACCCUCGCACACACCCUAUAGGAGAGAGGGUGUAUAAUGACACGUUUGACACCAGAGUGAGGGCAGCACUCAGAUGGAAGAACUGGAAAAUCCUAACAGGCAAUCCGGGUAAUGGUAGCUGGGUGGCCGGGGAAUGUGCUGGUCUGGAAACAAAACGUGGCAGCGGUGGCGAGCCGUCGAAAAAUCUGUGGUUAUUUGACCUAAGCAAAGACCCCAAUGAAAUGGAUGAUCUAUGUGAUGUAUACCCCGACAUAACGAGGAAGCUGUUGGGUAUGUUGGACCAAAUCAACAGUACUGCCGUACCAUGUAUCUUCCCAGAUCCAGAUCCCAAGGCUGACCCCGCACUUCAUGGAGGAUUCUGGGGACCUUGGGUAUCGUAGCGUGGGUUGUUUUCAGUCCAGAGA
Mizuhopecten yessoensis (Yesso scallop) is the source of this 1552-nucleotide messenger RNA. Its product is annotated as arylsulfatase B-like. The record is from RefSeq and is a predicted model, not a curated record. Lineage: Eukaryota; Metazoa; Mollusca; Bivalvia; Pectinida; Pectinidae. Bases 38 to 1528 code for a protein of 496 amino acids. The transcript is spliced from 8 exons.